Oppiella nova is the source of this 1038-nucleotide messenger RNA. Lineage: Eukaryota; Metazoa; Arthropoda; Arachnida; Sarcoptiformes; Oppiidae. The record is from the annotation of a GenBank genome assembly.
AUGGAGAAGAAGAACAGUAUUAAAGCAAACGAUGAAAUCCAAGAAUUGCAUUCAGUUGUCGACAAACGGUUUACGAGUCUUCGGAGAGACAAAACAAAUUUGACGCAAUUGUUAGCAGCAGAGCGUCUGAAGACCGAACAUCUUGAAAGUCAAUUGCAAAAUAUGGCCCAAAAUGAAAGCGCUUUCAAAGAGUACGAGAAAAUUAUUUGCGAUUUGAAGACUAAACUGAAUACAGAAGAAAUGUCUUUUGAAUUUGAGCGCAAAAACAAAGAGAGAUACGCCAAAGAGAAUGAACAGUACUCACGAAGAAUACAGUUCCUCGAGAAUGAAGUGAGAAAAUUGAAUGAACUUUUGGAGGCCAGCAAUGCACAUACCGGUGCGCACAACAACAGCACCGUCUUCUCUAUGCCGACGACUGUCAACAUUCACACUCAACCCAAUCAAACCAAUCUAAACCUCACAGCAAUGGACAUAUCGAACCCAAACGCCAGUAAUUUAUCGCUUAAUAUUAGUCGAAAGCUUCCGAUGGGAACCGGCAGUCGAUUAGCAAUGGCUGACGAAGAGGGAGAGUUCAUGAAUCCAAACAAUUUGAUUGCUUUGAAACGCGGCGAGUGUUCAGUCAGUGACUUAUUGCUGGACGAACAGCGACUCUCAAUACUCCAGAAGAGGAAUACAAUGGUUUUGCCUCAUCUGAAGAGCUCGUAUGGCGUGGAACUGCCGUUUAUGCCCAACAAUACGGUCGACGCAGAGACUGUGAAAAACGGCUUUUCGUCGACUUCGCUGAAUGAGUCGAAAGCGUUGAAACAAAUCCAGAAUAUUAGUUAUCAGAGAAACGAAUUCACUUCCAAUUGUAAUAACAAUUCUAUCAGUUGUGAUAAUAUCUCCAUCAAUGCUAUCAAUGGCAACAAAUCAUAUAACAGGAGAGUGGAGAACAUAAAAAUCAAUUCAAGUAAAGUUAGUCUGAAGAACAUAACGCCCACCAAAAUGUUCAAACGGGUCAUCAAAGGCAAGCAGACCUGGACUCCCAACAAGAAAUGA